AUGCUGGCGCUGUGGCUGCUGAGCGUCGGGCAGAAGUUGCUGCUCUGGGGCGGGUUGUGCGCGGUCUCCCUGGCGGGCGCCAUCCUCACCCUGAACCUCCUGCGGAUGGCGGCGAGCUACGCGUGGACAUGGCAGCGGAUGCGUGCCGUCCCAACCUUGGAGGGCGCCUACCCCUUCCUGGGACACGCGCUGCUGUUAAAGCCGGACGCGAGAGAUUUUUUUCAGCAGAUGAUUCAGUACACUGAAGAACACCGACACCUGCCACUGCUGAAACUCUGGCUCGGGCCUAUACCUGUGGUGUUCCUUUAUAACGCAGAAAAUGUGGAGGUAAUUUUAACUAGUUCAAAGCACAUUGACAAAUCCUAUAUGUACAAGUUCCUAGAACCGUGGCUUGGCCUAGGACUUCUUACAAGUACUGGAAACAAGUGGCGCUCUAGGAGAAAAAUGUUAACACCCACUUUCCAUUUUACAAUUCUGGAAGAUUUCUUAGAUGUCAUGAAUGAACAAGCAAAUAUAUUGGUUAAUAAGCUUGAAAAAUAUGUUAACCAAGAAGCAUUUAACUGCUUUUCUUACAUCACUCUUUGUGCCUUAGAUAUAAUCUGUGAAACAGCUAUGGGGAAGAACAUUGGUGCUCAAAGCAACAAUGAUUCCGAGUAUGUUCAAGCAGUUUAUAGGAUGAGUGACUCAAUACAUCAAAGAAUGAAGAUGCCCUGGCUCUGGCUUGACCUUUUGUUCUUUAUAUUUAAAGAUGGAUGGGAACACAAAAGGAGCCUAAAAAUCCUACAUAAUUUUACCAAAAACGUCAUCACUGAACAGGCCAAUGAAAUGAAGAGACAUGAAGAAGGUAGAAGUAAUGACAAGGACUUUCCUCCACACAAUAAUAAACGCAGGGGUUUUCUUGACUUGCUUUUAAAUGUGACUGAUGACCAAGGGAACAAGCUGAGUUAUGAAGAGAUUCGAGAAGAAGUUGACACCUUUAUGUUUGAGGGUCACGAUACGACCGCAGCUGCAAUAAACUUGUCCUUAUAUCUAUUGGGUUCGUAUCCAGAAGUCCAGCAAAAAGUGGACAAUGAACUGGAGGAAGUGUUUGGGAGAUCUGAUCGUCCUGCUACCUUAGAUGACCUGAAGAAACUUAAAUAUCUGGAAUGUGUUGUUAAAGAGAGCCUUCGCCUUUUUCCUUCUGUUCCUUUCUUUGCCCGUAAUCUUAAUGAAGACUGUGAAGUUGCGGGUUACAAAAUCGUGAAAGGCUCUCAAGUAAUCAUCAUGCCCUAUGCACUGCACAGAGAUCAAAGGUACUUCCCCAAUCCUGAGGAAUUCAAGCCAGAACGGUUCUUCCCCGAGAAUUCGAAAGGACGUCAUUCAUACGCAUAUGUGCCCUUCUCUGCUGGACCUCGAAACUGUAUAGGUCAAAAGUUUGCCAUGAUGGAAGAAAAGACCAUUCUUUCCUGCAUCCUGAGGCAUUUUUGGGUAGAAUCCAACCAAAAAAGAGAAGAACUUGGUCUGGCAGGAGAACUGAUUCUUCGUCCAAGUAACGGCAUCUGGAUCAAGUUGAAGAGGAGAAACACAAAUGAAUCCUAACUAUACUAUUGGGCUGCUCUCUUACCACAAAAAGGUCUUUCUUUAAAGGAAGCUUUGCAUUUACAGUUCUUAGAUCAUGAACUCAAUAUUCUUAAUCCCUGAACCUAAUUUUUUUCUUGUCCCCACUUACCUUGGGGUCAAGUCUACCAAAGCGAGAGUUUUCAUAUCUCCAUCACCAUCAUAGCUCUGACCCCUGGUCUUGAUACCAAAAGUAAACUGAUGACUGUACCCAAAUAAAUGCAUAAAAGCUUCUCAA
This is a messenger RNA of Balaenoptera acutorostrata (minke whale), 1834 nucleotides long. Its product is annotated as cytochrome P450 4V2. Bases 1 to 1578 code for a protein of 525 amino acids. The transcript has 11 exons. Lineage: Eukaryota; Metazoa; Chordata; Mammalia; Artiodactyla; Balaenopteridae. The record is from RefSeq and is a predicted model, not a curated record. Gene Ontology annotation, molecular function: heme binding; oxidoreductase activity, acting on paired donors, with incorporation or reduction of molecular oxygen; monooxygenase activity.